CUUGUUACUAGGCAAGACAGCCUUUCCAACAUGGCAGCGACAAGCAAAGCAGAGCCUACGCAUUUGCAGGAUAUGGACGAGGACGACGAGGAGAUGGACGAUCGGGAAAUGGACUCGGAGGGCGACGGCGGGGAGAGCAUGGGAGUAGACAAUUCUGACGAUGAAGAGGACGACACGUCCGAAGACGAGAAAGAAAAUGAAGCCGAAAUCCAACGGCUAGAAGAGCAGCUAUCAAUCAACGCCUUCGACUACAACUGCCAUGUUGACCUCAUCAAACUACUCAAACAUGAGGGUGAACUUCUGCGGCUGCGAAAGGCGAGGCAGAAGAUGAGUGAACUUUUUCCUCUCACGGAAGAGAUCUGGCUCGACUGGCUCAAGGAUGAGAUCCGCCUGACUGAAGAAGAACCAAACCGAGAAAAAGUGAACGAGCUUUUUGAGAAGGCUAUUAAAGACUACAUUUGUCCAGAUAUCUGGCUGGAAUACGCCCAGUAUUCUAUCGGCGGCAUGGGCUCGCCGGGUGGCAUCGAGAGAGUGAGAUCCGUUUUUGAGAGAGCCAUCACAGCUGUUGGGCUUCACAUGACCAAGGGGCAAACGGUGUGGGAGGCCUACAGAGAAUUUGAGAACGCCAUUCUGGCCACAGUACAGCCUCCUCCUGGCAAGAUUCCCAGCCACGAUGAGCAAGAGCUGCUGAACAAGCAGCUUCAGCGCAUCCAUACGCUGUUUCGCCGCCAGCUGACCAUUCCAUUAAUGGACAUGGAGGCAACAUAUGCAGAGUAUAAAGAAUGGUCUGACCAAGGGGCACCGGAGGAAAUCUUACAUCAGUACAAAACUGCUUUGCAGCAGAGGGAGAAGUACAAGCCCUUUGAAGAGUCACUGCUAGUAGCAGAGACGCCCAAACUGGCCGAGUACCAGGCCUAUAUCGACUUUGAAAUGAAGCAAGGGGACCCGACCCGCAUCCAGAUGACGUUUGAGCGGGCUCUGGUUGAGAAUUGCCUGGUACCGGACAUGUGGACCAAAUACACUAUAUAUCUCGACCGUCAACUGAAAAUCAAAGAUCUGGUUCUCUCCACUCAUGAUCGCGCUGUCCGAAACUGUCCGUGGACUAUGAGUCUGUGGAAGAGCUACUUGCAAGCUGUCGAGAGGCACGGGGGCACUCAUCAAACAGUUCCAGAUUUGUUUGAAAAAGCUCUGAACGCAGGCUUCAUUCAAGCUACAGAUUAUGUGGAGAUCUGGCAGGUUUAUCUCGACUACCUGAGGAGACGUGUGGAUUUCAGCCAAGAAUCAAGUCAAGAAUUGAAGGAGCUACGAGGAUCCUUCACUCGCUGUCUGGACUACAUGAAACAAGAUGUUGAAGAAAGAUUUGGAGAAAGUGGAGACCGUUCCUGUAACAUAAUGCAGAUCUGGGCAAGGAUAGAGGCCCGGCAUUGUAAAAACAUGCAAAAAGCCCGGGAACUGUGGGACAGCAUCAUGACAAAAGGGAAUGCCAAAUAUGCCAACAUGUGGCUGGAAUACUACAACCUCGAAAGAGCCUAUGGAGAUUCUGUCCACUGUCGGAAAGCGCUUCACCGAGCGGUCCAGUGCACCUCUGACUACCCGGAACACGUGUGUGAGGUCCUGCUCACCUUUGAGAGAGUGGAAGGCUCUUUGGAGGACUGGGACGUGGCGGUCCAAAAAACCGAGACUCGUCUGAACAGAGUUAAUGAGCAACGGGCAAAGAUGGCAGAGAAAGAAGCCAUCCAGGCUUUACAAGAGGAGGAGCAACUGGAGCAGAGGCGGAAGGGCAAGGCAGACAAAAGGAAUCAGAAGAAAGUUCAGAAAGGGACGGGUCGCUUUGGGGAGAAGAGGAAAGCAGAGCAGGAUGAGUGGACUGACCAUGCAGAACAAGCUCCAAAGCGACAUAGAGGAAAUGGUGAGCAAAGCAAAUCGGAGUAUUUACAGAGUCCCGGGCUUCAAACGAGUGAGAAGAAAGCUCCUCCUGGCUACAAAGGUUCAACAAGGCCUGGAUUCAACAAAGCCCAGCAGGACGGUGCCCAGAAUGAAAGUGACGAUAAAAUGGAGCUUCGCAACGAUGACAACAGCGUAUUCAUUAGCAACCUAUCGUAUACCCUGGAAGCACCUGAGGACACACUGAGGACACUCUUUGAGACCUGUGGAACCGUCAAACAGAUUCGCCUGGUCACCUCCAACAAGGGGACUUUCAAGGGUUACGGCUACGUGCAGUUUGAAAACACAGAGUCUGUCUCAGAAGCCCUCAAACUCGACAGACGGGAAGUGGAGGGCAGGCCUAUGUUUGUGUCACCAUGUGUAGACAAGAACAAGAACCCAGACUUCAAGGUCUUCAAGUACAACACAAAUAUGGAAAAACACAAAAUCUUCAUCUCCGGGCUGCCAUUUUCCUGCACCAAGGAGCAACUGGAAGAAAUAAGCAAGAGUCACGGCACCGUCAAGGAAGUUCGUCUCGUUACAUUCCGCUCGGGAAAGCCCAAGGGUUUAGCAUAUGUUGAGUUUGCAGAUGAAGCCCAGGCAUCUCAGGCAGUCUUGAAAAUGGACGGCACGGACGUGGAGGGGAACAAAAUCUCUGUUGCUAUAAGCAACCCUCCUCGCCGAAACUCGAGCAAGCCUGGUCCCAGCCAGCCCGCCACAAAUCUGACGCCUCACCAGGCCUACGGCGCGAGAGGGAGAGGACGCACACAGGUGUCAUUGCUCCCUCGCUCUCUGAAUCGCCAAAGUGGGCCAUCAAGCAAAGUGGAGAACGGGAGCUCUGAGGAUGGUGCCGGAGACGCCAAGCCUUUGUCCAAUGCAGACUUUGCUAAGAUGCUCCUGAAGAAGUGAAAGGAUGCUGGCUGGGUUCACAUGGAAAGCAAUUAUGCCAUCCUUUCCAAAAUAGUAAGUGUUUGCAACUGACCUUCUGCAAAUGUCAGCCUUCUCGUCCUUGUUCCCGCGAGAUUGCCUUAACUGCAGAGCUGCUGCCCUCCACCAGCCUCAAGACUACUUUGGACCCUUGCCAUUUUUACUUUUCCUUCCUGGUUGCGUUUAAAUGUUGCUGUCAGGUUUUAUGAAAUAAGUGUAGAAUACAUGUUUGUAAAUAUGUUUGAAAAAAUGGUAGACACCAUUUUCCCAACUUCAAUAUUUUCUUAUUCGAAUCGGACAUUGGAUCGAACAGUGUUAAGCAAUGUGUAGAUUAGUGUUUGUACAUACAAUAAGAAGACAUACCUAUCAGUUGUCAACAGAAUUGUGCAAAAUUAUUUUUGUUAGACUUUGUGAGUUGAAAGACAACCAUGUGAAACAGUUAAAUGAUUAAAACUAGUCCAACACUCUCUUUUGACAUGAACUUGAACGUGAAUUUCAGUUCGACUUAAAAUGUCACAUUUUAAAAGGCAUAAUAAAUUAACUGGCUGGGGUUGACUUGCUUCAGACCCUCACAUUUAAUUUCAAAACUAUGCACUUCUGCCAGUGUUCAUCAGUUAUAGUAGAAGUAGUAGUCUUAGAUCAACUUAAGAAAAAAAACGUACAAAUAAGUGAAUGACACUUAUGAUUUGGAAUAUAAGCUAUGUAAAGUCCUCACCACAGUGGCCUACUGUAAUAUUCAAUAUACAUUCUGUUUAUUAUGUAGUGCGUGUGGCUGUUUUAUAGACAGUGAAUACAAUAUUAAUUUUUAAGUUCAUUGAAAUGUUUAAUGGCUAGUUUAUGGUUGUUAAUCCAUAUAUUACCUUUGAUCUGAAAGCUGAAAAUUGUCGUUAUGAAAUAAAGAUAUCGACCUCACCGGGGCGAUAUUUAAUGUGUUA
Syngnathus acus (greater pipefish) is the source of this 3785-nucleotide messenger RNA. RefSeq names its product spliceosome associated factor 3, U4/U6 recycling protein (gene sart3). Gene Ontology annotation, biological process: RNA processing. NCBI's taxonomy places the organism in Eukaryota, Metazoa, Chordata, Actinopteri, Syngnathiformes, Syngnathidae. The transcript is spliced from 19 exons. The record is from RefSeq and is a predicted model, not a curated record. The coding region runs from base 31 to 2832 and encodes 933 amino acids. Gene Ontology annotation, molecular function: protein binding; RNA binding.